AUGGCUUCCUUUGGGAUCAACAAGAAGGCAUCGAACAUCAUUGUUGUGUCGUCAAUGAAGCACAAAGCUGCUGCGAUAUCUGCUUCAGAAAAUACUAUACCUGUGCGACUGGCUGCUCUACUGCGGGCUUAUGCGCAGAUACUCUUGUUUGCCUUCAAGGUUGCAAUGCAAACGGAGCAACGUGCGUCGGCGCCUGUGGUUUCUGCCCCUGAGACCACUCUUGCCGCAACCUUAUCAGCUUCGAUCUUUGAUCCUGGAAAAUGGAUCCAGCUCUACCACAAAUAUGGAGAUUCGUUUGUUUGUAAUUUCGCAACUUGUUUCCCAAGUCAUCGAUAA
Messenger RNA from Oldenlandia corymbosa var. corymbosa, 336 nucleotides. Lineage: Eukaryota; Viridiplantae; Streptophyta; Magnoliopsida; Gentianales; Rubiaceae. The record is from the annotation of a GenBank genome assembly.